Molecule: messenger RNA, 4143 nt
Organism: Xiphophorus hellerii (green swordtail)
Lineage: Eukaryota; Metazoa; Chordata; Actinopteri; Cyprinodontiformes; Poeciliidae
Gene: akap7
Product: A-kinase anchoring protein 7
Exons: 11
Coding region: 467-2023 (518 amino acids)
Cellular component (GO): cytosol
Molecular function (GO): protein kinase A regulatory subunit binding
Source: RefSeq, a predicted model, not a curated record
UCGGAAGUUGCCUGUGUUUACAAAAUGUUUCAUCCGGUUUGUGCUAUCAGCUAGCACACCUGCUAAAGUUCUGUUAUUUUCUCACUAGUCCGGACCAUUUUCUACCGAGGCGCAACAUCAACAUGGCUUCUGUGACACCAGCAUGAUGUUGAGUUAAUUAAAAUGUGACUUUAUGUGCAGUAGUUAGAAGCAGAGCUCUUUACAUUGUUAGCUCGUAGCUGUGUGGUAACAACAGAUGUUCUGCAGCAUUGAUUUAUUUCAACAGGUGUUAGCUUUAAGAAAGCAACAUUAGUGGGGUGAAUUUUCUUUUUUUAUGUAUCCUGAAUAUUUUCCGCCUAGAAACGUUUAUGUUAGUCUAAAUAUCAUUGGUUUUACGUAUCUGGUUACGAUCUGUAAACUUAGCAAGAGUUAAAUGCUACUCUCUUACUUGUUGGAAAAAGAAAAAAUUAAAAAUUGCUAGCCUGUCAUGAUAUUCGGCCGUGUGCUGUUGAGCCUCAGUUUGCACAGGUCGAAAAGUGUUUGCUCACAAAGACUGAAUAUUGUAAAGGAUCUCCGAGUUUGGAAGCUGCAUUCAACGUUUACCAACAGCUGCAGCAAAUUAGAAGCUCUUAAACCACCGGUAGACGGAUUCAGACCUCAGAUAACAGUCCAGUCCUGUGUCUGUUUACCAGCAGUGAGUGUUAUGCAGCCAGCCAGCAUAUCCUAUGAAGGUCAGGGCAAUGCUGUGGCCCCUGCGGGUGAAGAUGACGAGGAGGAGGGUUGUACAGGUGGGGCUGAAACCUUGGUUGAAGAGGAGAGCAGAAUGCAACAAGAUAAAAUUAGUUUAACCAGUCAGGUUGAUGCGAUCAGCUUGGAGGUCCAUGGAAGCACCGCAGGCGCAGAAACCUCUACAGGGUUAACUCCGGCAGUGUCAAGUGAAAUAAAAUCAAAGAGGAAGAUGAGGAGAGAGAGGCUAAAGCUGAUGAGGAGGAAGCUAAAAUCAGCUGAAGCGUCUGCCAACUUAAUGUCAGAGCUUCCGUUUGCUCUGACCAGUCCCACCACAUGGAAAGAGCUUGGCUUUCCCACACCAGAGACAUCUGAGCAAAAGAGGAAGAGAAAAAGAGGAGACAUAGGGGGCAGAAUGGACAGCGAGGAGGAUGGUGACCAGAAGAAAAAAAAGAAAGAGAGCCAAAGACCAAACUACUUUGUCUCCAUUCCCAUUACCAACAGUCAGAUAAAGUCACUUGUGAAAGAGGUGCAAGAGGCCAUACUUCAGCAGGAGCCCCGACUCGCCAAAGCCAUGAUCCCAGUCCCGACCCUUCACAUCACACUACUGGUCUCUCAUCUGGCCAGUGAGGAGCAAGUAGAGCUUGCGGCUGCCGUGCUGGCUCAGGCCGAGCCGUCAGUGGCUGAGCUGCUGGGGGGGCGGGACCUGGUGCUGCCCUUCUCGGGAAUCCGUCAUUUCAGGAAGGAGGUGGUGUUUGUUGGGCUGGACGGCGGAGAACACAGACACACACUGGACAGCCUUGCAGAGUUGGUGCGCAGACGUUUCGAGGAGCAAGGUCUCCUACAGGGAGACUGCCGUGACUUUGAGCCCCACCUCACCAUCAUGAAGCUGUCAAGAGCGUCAAAACUCCGAUUUCAGGGAAUAAAACGAGUGGAACCAGGCCUUUACUCUGACUACACAAGCAAAUUUUUUGGGAACCAGACAGUGGAGCGUUUGGAUUUGUGUUCCAUGUUAAAAAAGAAGCAGCAAGACGGAUAUUACCACACCGAGACUUCACUACAACUAGAGUUGACUCAGAGUCCGAGCCAUGUCAAGCGCUCAAGUGGACGCCGCCGCUCGGAGCCCGACGAGGCCGAGCUGCUGAGGGUCAGCAGGAGGUUGGUGGAGGACGCCGUCAGCCGCGCCUUGCAACAGUACAAACAGGAAACGCUUCAAAACGGGGGCGGGCCCAACGCCGCAGCGCUCCAGACGCCUGGAAGCACAGAGGAGACGAAGACGGACACUACAGCUAACUCCUCCACGGACAACAGGAAGUGAGAUCUUUGCGUGGAGGCGCACAGACUCUGAACAUCCAGCGGCCCAGAAAAGAUCAGCUGGGCCUGGCUAAAGAGGGGGAGCGGUGCGGUAAGACCCGCCCUGAAAGCCAGAACCAAUCACAGCACGCCUCCCACUUGAGCUAGCUGGGCAAAGUGCUCAAUAAUUAGAUAAUAUAGCUUCACGUCCUAGCAGUGGUGACUGUCCUACCUUGCUAAUUAAUUUGCCGCUGCCCAGACAUGGACGUAUGUGAAGCACUCCUCUAAACACAGGCUUCUCUGUGAGCUGCCACAACAAACUGCCCAUUCAGAGUAGAGAGGGUUCAAUUUUCUAGGAAACGUUGGUUCGACUCCGAAUGAGCUCGGAGACGUCCUUACGGUCAGUUUCACCGCUCAUCACUGUGUGGCCCGAGCCGGUCUGACUCACCGAGGCCGGAUUCUUCCAACUUGAAUUGUGGUUCAGAGUGUCCGACUUUGGUCCUCGCACGCCUUCGUUUGUCCGGCUGCCGUCUUCAGGACAUGGGUUUUCUUUAGCCUUCCAGCAUUUUAACUGUUCAGACGUCUGCCUCCACCAGCUUUACGUGUUGUGUGAGAGUCCUGCAUUACCCAAGUGACAAUCCUUUAGCUCGGUGGCUGCUGACGGCGGGUUUUGAAGCCGAUCUGGACUCCAGCGUCCAGAUUCUUCCACGCAGUGCAUUAAAAUAACAGAUUAAUAACACUAACGUCGCACAGUCCGGGAGGCCUGGUCGCAGCGAACGCCAGAAAACAACACAAUGACUUGCUGCCAAGAACACAUCUGUACUCGGAUCAAUGCCAAAACUGACACCAUUGUAUUGCUUUCCUAUCUACUGUCUAUUCUGUUUGAAAGAGUGGAGAUAAGAGUAUUCAUUUUAUGUCUGCCGUUUUAAAAUCUUGAGGCAAACUCUUUGCGCUGAAUUGUCGAAAACAUGCUGGAGUCUGGCUGUUUGAGGCUCUGCGGCUUUUCUUUCUGGACGUUUUUAAUCGUAAUCCGAGAAGCUUUUUGUUUGGUGGAAAGCGUGCGGGCAGCGAUUCCAAUGAAAGCUCACAAGGUCUUCAGUUUACCAUCUUAUAUUUGUUUCUCGUUUUUGAUUUGAUUGUCUUUGCGUCGCGUGCGGCCUCGCAGAUUAUUUAAUGAAUUUACGGAGAAAGCUCCCGGAGAUAUUUGACAGUGAAGAAUAAAACAAAGAUAAACGGAGUCAUUUCAUUACUUUUAAAGUUUAAUUUGCUUUCAUGCGAAAGCUGAAUCUGUUCUCGGGAAGUUAAAUCUAAUUUAAUGUCUUUUAAAAAAUUUAAAAAAAUUUCUGCUAUCUACAAGUAAAAUUACAUUUUUGAAAAUCUUAAAAGCACAGAAUUUUACAUUUUUCUUUUUAACUGUUUUUUAUUAUUAUUAUUUCAGCUUUGAUGGUGGCAUUACCAAUUUUGUGGUUAUAAGUUACUUGGCGUAAUGAUAAGUAGGUAACAUUUCUAAAUGAAAAUAUCUCCUAAAUGUCAACCUUUGGUUUAAAAUUUUGUAGUAAAAUAAAAAAAAAAACUACCAAACGUGGAAACAGCCUUUGUGUUGAAUUUGAGCUAUUUGCAGUUUUCUUUCUUAGAAUCCAAACAGCUUGGAGCUUGAAAUUACAGUUCAGGCCCUGUGAAAUCCACUGAACCACCGUCACUGUGGGCAGCAGCUCGUUCUGUCUCAAGGUGGACUUUGGAGGCUUUUUGUUUGUUUGCUUUGAUCUUUUGCUGUCACCAGAUCCUUAAAUCUCCAUGAAAAAAUCCCCUUUAAAUGCAAAAGUUCUCAUGUUGGCCUCUGUGACUGUUCAUCUGUCUCUGAAAGCCUGCGUGUGUGUGGGCGUGGGUGUGCGUGUGUGUGUGUUCUCAUUCACAUCGUGUACAAGUUGUUUGAUCAGUGGAUCCCCUUAGAAACUCCUGCCUGUAUCAAUCAAGACACCAUUUUGUCCUGUGUCAAUGACAAAUGGGCCUUUUUUGUUUGUCUUUCCAUGUAUCCACAUGUAUGUUGGGAGAUGUGUGUAUGAGUGUGUGUUCUUUGUACCGUGUAUUGUACAUCUUGUUCUGCCAUGUCUGAACAAUAAAACAGGAUAUGAGAUUUAAAACCAA